[Candida] anglica is the source of this 680-nucleotide messenger RNA. NCBI's taxonomy places the organism in Eukaryota, Fungi, Ascomycota, Pichiomycetes, Serinales, Debaryomycetaceae. The record is from the annotation of a GenBank genome assembly.
UUUUGUUCAAAUCCGUUCUGGUCCUGUUCGCACCUUACCAACCAAAAAAAAAAUAUAAGUGAAAAAGGUGUUUCGUUGAAAAAGAGCAUAUACUUGGAAUAUCAACAGCAAAAAUGUCUAGAUUAAACGAAUAUCAAGUUAUCGGUCGUCGUCUCCCAACUGCUUCUGUUCCAGAACCAAAGUUGUACCGUAUGAGAAUCUUUGCUCCUAACGUCGUUGUUGCUAAGUCUCGUUACUGGUACUUUUUACAAAAAUUGCACAAGGUCAAGAAGGCUUCCGGUGAAGUUGUUUCCGUUAACGUCAUCUCCGAAGCUCACCCAACCAAGGUUAAGACUUUCGGUGUCUGGAUCAGAUACGACUCCAGAUCUGGUAUCCACAACAUGUACAAGGAAUACCGUGACGUUACCAGAGUUGGUGCCGUUGAAACCAUGUACCAAGACUUGGCUGCUAGACACAGAGCUAGAUUUAGAUCUAUCCACAUCUUGAAGGUUGUCGAAUUAGAAAAGACCGAUGACGUCAAGAGACAAUACGUCAAGCAAUACUUGACCAAGGACUUGAAGUUCCCUCUUCCUCACAGAAUUCAAAAAUCCAAGAAGUUGUUCCAAGCCCACACUCCAUCUACCUUCUACUAAGCGAUGGGCCCACAUUAAUGUUUGCUGGUUGUAAUUGUAUAUUUGGGA